AAACCGCAGGUUCAACCAUCAUGGAAAGGGUUCACAGAAUAACUAGUGAAAUCACGAUAGAAGAAAUUACUACUGCCGCAGGUGCUACAGCUGCCGCAGGUGCUACAGCUGCCGCAGGUGCUACAGCUGCGCAGGUGCUACAGCUGCCUCAGGUGCUACAGCUGCCUCAGGUGCUACAGCUGCUUCAGGUGCUACAGCUGCCACAGGUGCUACAGCUGCCGCAGGUGCUACAGCUGCCACAGGUGCUACAGCUGCCGCAGGUGCUACAGCUGCCGCAGGUGCUACAGCUGCCGCAGGUGCUACAGCUGCCGCAGGUGCUACAGCUGCCACAGGUGCUACAGCUGCCGCAGGUGCUACAGCUGCCGCAGGUGCUACAGCUGCCGCAGGUGCCUCUAUCCACCUGGUAGACAGAACCACCAACACCUUAGAGAUAGCUAAGAGAAUUACUGUGCGUCAUCUUCGUGGGAUGAGUGAGAGCAUCAAGAGACUGGUGGAGGCUGGCCUGGUGUUGGCUAUCCAGAAAGACUCAAAUGGCUUCCGCUGCUGCAGAAUAACUUUACAAGAUGGUCAACUUUACCUCCAUGCUCUCGCAAACCAACAACUACCCACCCGCGCACACACUGUCGAGUUCGCAAAGGUGAAGGAGGUAAUGAAGGAGGUAAAUCCCUUCACCCUGGUAUUUCUUGACCUAUCCUGGCCUGGAUCAAACAGAGGAAGACUCCACAUCCGGCUGACUGACACCACGCUGGCUACACAGUUUGAGAUGAUGUGUAUGGGUGAGAAACCGGGCUGCUCCUACCUCAACACUAAACUACUACAGGUGUGGCACAAGGGUGAGCCAGGAGAGUGUGUGAGGGGUGGAGACUACCAGCAUAAUAAUGGUUAUGGAGGAUCCCCACUGUUGAUUCAUCACCAAGAUGACCGUAAGUACAAGAAGUCAGGAUGUGCUGGUGAUGUGUGGCUACCAUAUUUGCCGUGGAGUAAGAAAAGUACUCAGUUUUACAUCACCACCAGGGACCUCAGAGGUGAUCAGAGGUCUCGUGUAUUUGGUAAAGUGGUGAAAGGUCUGGAUGUAGUGAAGGCAGCAAUCAACCAUAGAGACAUCAGAGAGGUGACCGUGAUGGACUGUGGUGUUGUGUUGACACUAUAGUUCACUGUGCAAUCACUAUUGUCACCAUCACUAGAGUGGAGUGCUGCCUUCGCCACUAGAGUGGAGUGCUGCCUUCGCCACUAGAGUGGAGUGCUGCCUUCGCCACUAGAGUGGAGUGCUGCCUUCGCCACUAGAGUGGAGUGCUGCCUUCGCCACUAGAGUGGAGUGCUGCCCUCGCCACUAGAGUGGAGUGCUGCCCUCGCCACUAGAGUGGAGUGCUGCCCUCGCCACUAGAGUGGAGUGCUGCCUUCGCCACUAGAGUGGAGUGCUGCUUCGCCACUAGAGUGGAGUGCUGCCUUCGCCACUAGAGUGGAGUGCUGCCUUCGCCACUAGAGUGGAGUGCUGCCUUCGCCACUAGAGUGGAGUGCUGCCUUCGCCACUAGAGUGGAGUGCUGCCUUCGCCACUAGAGUGGAGUGCUGCCUUCGCCACUAGAGUGGAGUGCUGACGUCUCCACCACAGCGGAGUGCUGCCGUCUCCACCACAGCGGAGUGCUGCCGUCUCCACCACAGCGGAGUGCUGCCGUCUCCACCACAGCGGAGUGCUGCCGUCUCCACCACAGCGGAGUGCUGCCGUCUCCACCACAGCGGAGUGCUGCCGUCGCCACCACAGCGGAGUGCUGACGUCGCCACCACAGCGGAGUGCUGACGUCGCCACCACAGCGGAGUGCUGACGUCGCCACCACAGCGGUGUGUUGCCAUCUCCAUUUCAUUACUCGGUCUUUUGUAGCAUUUUCUGUAUGAUAAUUAUUGUUUGAUCAAAAUUUUGUGUAUAAUAUGUUGGUCAAUAUUCAUUUUAAAUAUUUGUAUUCUCCCUGGAAAAGUGGAAAGGAUUCUUCCUCCGUAAGCCAUGCGUGCCGUAAGAGGCGACUAAAAUGCCGGGAGCAAAAGACUAGUAACCCCUUUGCCUGAAUAAAUUACUACAUUUAAAAAAUAAAAAAAAUAGUUUUUCUUUUUAGGUCACUCUUCCGCGGUGGGAUUCGGCCAGUUCGUUGAAAAAAAAAAUAGUGGAUUUUAUGGUCGGUAUUCGUGUUUGGUUAAUAGUUUUGUAUAAUAUUUAUGGUCACUACUUCUUUUAUAUUAACUCAGUUAAUAUAAAAGUCUUAAUGUGCCUGGCCAGUAUAACAGUGAUAAAUAUAUUGUUGACCAGA
This is a messenger RNA of Cherax quadricarinatus, 2298 nucleotides long. RefSeq lists its product as uncharacterized. Gene Ontology annotation, biological process: protein peptidyl-prolyl isomerization; protein ubiquitination. Gene Ontology annotation, molecular function: ubiquitin protein ligase activity; metal ion binding; peptidyl-prolyl cis-trans isomerase activity. NCBI's taxonomy places the organism in Eukaryota, Metazoa, Arthropoda, Malacostraca, Decapoda, Parastacidae. The record is from RefSeq and is a predicted model, not a curated record.